AUGACAGAAGCAUCCAAUGGUUCUUAUGCUGUAAUCUAUGGCCGCCAUUCACGAAAUUCCUCCUGUACAGCAGUAAUACACAGUCAAAUCUUCCAAGUGACUGGAAACAACAUCCUUUCAUUUUGGUAUCACAUGAAUGGAAAUGGUAUUGGUAGCUUGAAUGUUUACUUAGUCAGUAAAGGCACUCGCCAAAUGUUAUGGAAUAAAAGCGGUCGUCAGAGUCCAGAUUGGCUACUUGCAACCAUACCUAUUAGUCCUGGGUCAUAUCAGAUAGAAUUUGAGGCCACAGCCAAAUAUCAUUAUGGAAGCGAUCUGGCAAUAGAUGAUAUAGCCUUGAGAAAAGCAUCUCCAUCUUCACUCCAGACAACACCUCCCUCAUCUCCGACAAUUGUUACAAUAGCUUCAUUACCAAUUGAUUGUAAUUUCGAAGAUGGAUUUUGUGGAUUUCAGACUGAUAAGAGUAAAUUUUCAUUGGUAUCAUGGUCAAGAAAAAGCGGAACAGAAUCUCUUGGGAAUUUUAUGUUUUUACGGGGUGAUAAUACAACAGGCACUGGUAAACAUCAGUUUUUUUAA
This is a messenger RNA of Mytilus californianus (California mussel), 573 nucleotides long. RefSeq names its product MAM and LDL-receptor class A domain-containing protein 1-like. Lineage: Eukaryota; Metazoa; Mollusca; Bivalvia; Mytilida; Mytilidae. Bases 1 to 573 code for a protein of 190 amino acids. Gene Ontology annotation, cellular component: membrane. The record is from RefSeq and is a predicted model, not a curated record. The transcript is spliced from 4 exons.